Messenger RNA from Cornus florida, 5665 nucleotides. Its product is annotated as disease resistance protein RUN1-like. Gene Ontology annotation, biological process: defense response; signal transduction. Gene Ontology annotation, molecular function: protein binding; ADP binding. The record is from RefSeq and is a predicted model, not a curated record. Bases 366 to 3698 code for a protein of 1110 amino acids. Lineage: Eukaryota; Viridiplantae; Streptophyta; Magnoliopsida; Cornales; Cornaceae. The transcript has 7 exons.
UUAUUUUUAUUUAAAUAUAAUAAAAAAAAUUUAAUAACAAUCGAGUUACAAUAGUAUCUUUUUUAAAUAAAAGAGAUACGAAUGAAAUAAUAAUUUUUAAUGUUGAUUUGCCAGAGGGAAAAGAAUAAAAUAAGCCAAAUCUUCACCAAUGCGCCCUCUUUCUCUCUCUCUCUCUCUUUCUCUCUCUUCUGCGACGCAAUUGAGAGAUUCAGCAAAUCCUAACUUUAUUUUUUCAGCUAACAUUGUUUUUGCUUUGCUCAAUUAGGAAAUUGCUUGGAUAUGACGCUUAGCCAACAUCUGCUUUGGAAAGUGGGGGGAGAGAGACUUUGAAGGGUAAUUCUGCAUUCACAAACUAUCAAGUGUUAAUGGAGGCUUCUUCUUCUUCUCCGCCUCGAUGGAAUUAUGAUGUCUUCUUAAGUUUCAGAGGCGAAGACACUCGCAAGAACUUUGUACAUCAUCUCUAUGUGGCUCUGCAACAGAAAGAAAAAUCGAUUUCUUCACAACUCCUCAAGGCAAUCAAGGAAUCGAAAUUUGCAAUCAUCGUAUUUUCGGAAAAUUAUGCAACUUCCUCAUCGUGUUUGGAUGAACUCGUUGAGAUCAUUCUAUGCAAGAAUACAAUUGGACUGACAGUUUUGCCAGUCUUCUACGAUGUCGAUCCCUCGCAAGUAAGGAAACAAAAGGGAAGUUUUGGAGAAGCAUUUGUCAAACAUGAAGAAACUUUUAGGGAGGACAAAGAAAAGGUGCAAAGGUGGAGGGCAGCAUUGACGGAGGCAGCAAACUUAAGCGGGUGGGAUAUAAACAAUAUCGCAAAUGGGCAUGAGGUGAAGUUUAUCCAAAAAAUUGUUCAAGAGAUUAUAAAACAAUUGGGGCCUAUACCAUUAAAUGUGGCCAGGUACCAAGUAGGGAUAGAUUCCCGUGUAAACAAAGUGUUCACUUUGCUAGACAAUGGGUUAAAUGAUGUGUGCAUUGUGGGGAUUUGUGGAGCUGGUGGAAUUGGAAAGACAACCAUAUCCAAAGUUGUCUUCAAUCGAAUAUAUAAUCAAUUUGAAAGUUGUUGUUUUCUUAGCAAUGUGAAAGAAGUUUCAGAACAACAUGGCCUAACUUAUCUCCAACAACUACUUUUGAAUGACAUUCUUACGGAAGAAAAUCUAAAGAUACGUAACGUUGAUUUUGGAAUCAACAUGAUGAAGAAAAGACUCCGUUAUAAGAAAGUUCUUGUAGUUCUUGAUGACGUGGAUAGUUUGAAGCAAUUAGAGAGUUUAGUGGGUGGAAAUGACUGGUUUGGCUCUGGAAGUAGGAUCAUUGUAACAACCAGAAAUGAACGUUUGUUGGUGGAACAUAAAGUAGAUCAUGAAAUGUUCAGGGUUGAGUUGUUGAAUGACGAUGAAGCUCUUGAACUUUUUAGUUGGUAUGCUUUCACUAACAACCAUCCUUUGGAGGAUUAUGUGGAACUCUCACGGCAUGUAAUAAAGUAUGCCCAAGGCCUUCCAUUAGCUCUUCAAGUUUUGGGUUCAUUUUUAUUUAAAAGAAGUUUAAAUGAGUGGGAACAUGAAGUAGAUAACUGGAAAAAAAUUCCAAAUAGAGAAAUUUAUGAUGUUCUCAAGAUAAGUUUUGAUGGCCUUAAUGAUACAGAGAAAGAUUUAUUCCUCGAUAUCGCUUGUUUCUUCAAAGGGUAUGAUAAAGAUUAUGUAAUGGAUAUAUUGGGCAGUAAUGGGUUUCACCCACGAAUUCCAGUUCUUAUUGAACGGUCUUUGAUAACAAUCUCAUACAACAACAAGCUAUGCAUGCAUGAUUUGAUACAAGAAAUGGGUAAAGAAAUUGUUCGUCAAGAAUCACCUGAUGAUCCUGGAAAAUGUAGUAGGUUGUGGUUUCAUGAAGAUAUCUUUAAAGUGCUCAGAGAGAAUACUGUGACAGAAACAAUUAAAGGCAUUAUGCUAAACAUGCCUCGUUGUCAUCUACCAGAGGAAUUAUAUGUAAAUGUUGAUGUCUUUGAGAAGAUGAAGAAACUUAAACUGCUUAAACUCAGUGGGAUAACACCUUGUGGACACCUUACAUAUCUUUCAAAUGAACUAUGUUAUCUUGAUUGGGAUGAUUACUCAACAAGGAUUUUGCCAUCCAACUUCCAUCCGAAAAAUCUUGUUCACCUUAGCCUUUGUCAUAACAAUAUCAAAGAAAUUUCAUCAGGUAUCAAGUUUCUAGAGAAGUUAAAAUUCAUUGAUCUCAGUCACUCCCUAUAUUUGGAUAAAACUCCGGAUUUGUCAAAUAUCCCAUGUCUAGAGAAUUUAAUUCUGAAAGGAUGUACAAAACUAACUGAGGUCCACCAGUCGAUUGGAGUUCACGAGAGGCUUGUUAAAUUGGAUCUCAGUAAAUGUAAAAAUCUAAGGAGUCUCCCAGGAAGUAUCAAGUUAAAAAAUCUGAGAAGUUUUUCUCUAUCAGGAUGCUCAAAACUUGAGAAGUUUCCAAAUGUUCAGGGAUGCAUGGAUUGUUUGUUGUAUCUUUAUUUAGACAAUACCGCAAUAAAAGAUUUUCCUUCAUCAAUUGGGCAUCUUGAAAGGCUUCAGAUUUUAUCUUUAGAAAAUUGCCGGAAGCUUAAAUGUGUUCCAAGUGACAUUUUUUUAAAAAUGAAGGGUUUAAGAACCCUUUACAUGGGAGGAACCGCCAUAGAACAGUUACCAUCGUCCAUUGCACAGUUGUCUAAGCUUAGUAACCUUUACCUAAAUAAUUCUCAAAAAUCAUCCCCCAAGACGACAAAAUCAUUGAUUCCAUUUUCAUUGGUGCGAAAGAGAACUCUUCCUUCAACUUAUUUGCAACUGGAACUGCUCCCCAGUUUGAGCACUUUAUUACGAUUAGUUCUUAGGAGCUCCAAUUUAUCAGAAGAGUCCUUUCCCAGGGAUAUUGGCAGCCUAUCCUGUUUGAAAGAAUUAGAUCUAAGUGAUAACAAAUUCUCUAGCAUACCAGCAAGCCUCAUUCAACUCAAAAAACUGAAACGCCUUGAUUUGGUACAUUGCACAAGCCUCCGAACGCUGACUUCACUUCCGUCAUCUAUUUGUUAUGUUGAUGCACAUGGCUGCAAAUCAUUGGAACGGUAUUGGAUUCCACCAAGUGGAAGCGGUUCAAACAAUCGCGAAUUCAUAUUCACUGAGUGCCACAAAUUGGUUAUGGAUCAGAUGGAUAACAUGCCAAAUAUAUCAUCACAAAGUCAGCUUCAGGGAUUAUAUUGUGUCAUUUUUCCUGAGAGUGAGAUUCCGCAAUGGUUUAGCCAUAAGAGUGAAGUUGAGGGAUGUUCAUCUGCGUCUUUGGUGGUAGAUCAACAUCAUCUAUCUUCUUACAAUAACGUCAAAGGAAUUUUCAUCUGUGCUGCUUUGGAAUUUCAUGGAUUUCACUCAUGGAUUCAAUUUGAUCUCAAAAUCAACGGCUAUGGCGUGAGCAGACGGUAUCGAAAUUACUCAAAAGAAGGGAAGCAUGACCUUUUGUCAGAUCACGUCAUUUUGAGGAACAUAACGGAAUAUUACGAUGGGUUGUCUAAAGACCAUCAACCAAUUAAAAAUUUGAUGAAGAAGAGACCAAAGCUUAGCCCAGGGCCUCUCAAUAUUUGUGAUAAUUCCUGUCACAUUGAGGUUUCACUUAAAUGCUUAGGACCAAAAGUCAAGAAAUUGGGUGUCCAUCUAGUAAUGGAGGACCAAGCUGAAGGUCAAUGACAUCAUCUUAUCAAGGAUCCAUGUUUGUAGAGCAUGGAGAAAUCUUAAAAGAGGUUCUAUGUUUCGAUACUUUUGAUUGUCAAUUUUGUGUUUUCUUGUCGUUUGUUGCAAUAGGAAUAGGCUUUGAUGGUAAUGUUUUGUUGGUACGUACCAAACUCUUUUUGGUCAUAUUUGUUGUUUCAAUAUUGGAUUUGAUCUUGUCAUGCAUUACAAUUUCACAUCAAGGCCUGAAAAUUGUUCUUUGUAAUAAUCACUAGUUAAUGUGUUUAAACCAAUUUGGCAUUUUGGUUCUAGACAGUGCUUGUGUAAUGGGUGGUUCUAACCCACUAGCACAAUUAUGUAGGGUUCGAAAGUUGGACUUCAUCAAUCUAUUUUUCCUUUUUCCAUUUCCUGUUUCCACCAUAUCAUCCUGUGAUUCGUGUACUUGGAUGCUUCGUAAAUGUUUGACAAUGUGUCUCAAUUAAUGUAUAACAUUUCACCUUGGUAUUUCUAUAUAACUUUCAUUACAAUACAUAUCUUACUUGUAAAGUUUUUGUUUGGGAUCAAUUAUUGAAUUAUAUACCUUUAUAAUAAUCUUUUGCCAAAUAGUAAUAUACAUCGUAAUGACUUGGAUAAUAUACUGGUCUCUUUCUUAUAGGAGGUAUCUGGUUGUGGCUCAUAGGAAAAGGUUUUUCUGAUUUUAGUUUUGACAGGAAAUACUUUAAUUAUUAAUUUGUAAAGUGUCGAUUCAUGUUUACUGGAAAAAAAGAAAAAAAGAGUAUCAAAUUUUCAGAUCAGUGGCAAAAUGGAUUAUUAACGCUCUGCAAUGACUUGAUGAAAUUACAGUGUUAAGUGCUGCUUCUUCUUGUAGUUAGAACUGUGUGGUUAUGUGCAGGGUUUUUUUUAUUUUUUUUCGUUUUCUAGAAAAGAAUGAAAGAUUAUCUAAAAAUAGUUAAUUUGUAGUCUAUAUGUUAUCUGAAGCUCUCACACAUUAAGGGCAUGGAUGAGUACUACAUAUCAGACAUAUUCAUGGGGGCAAGAAUACAAUGCAUAACAUGUGGGAGGACUGCUUGUUGGCUGCUCCAAUUAUCUUCUCGCUGAACUUAGCACUUGCAUUCAGCUCAAAGCUGAAGGAGAGGGAAAGCUUCACUCAUUCCACUCUGUAGCUACCAUUCUCAGCUACCUUACCAAGGUCCCUCUCUCAUUCUAUAUUCAAUUUGAAGUGUGAAGCCAUUGAAGUUUUUGAUCGAAACCUGACUGCUCGUUUCAUGAGAACGGGAAUUACAUGUAGAUGAGAUUGGGAAUGUGUACAUUUACGGAAAAAAUAUAUGGAAUGGGUACAAGAAGAAAAGUGAAGGGCGUUGCAUAGAAUGAGUCGGGAUUUUCAAAGCGAUGAAGGUCUAGCUUUGGGUUGCUCUUAAUUAAAUGUAUGUGUUGGCACACUGGCCAUUUUAAAUGUAUGACUGAAUAAUUGGUACGUGAUGUUGUGCUUUUUGGAAAACCAUGUACGACUAGGCAUACCAGUGUUAAAUGCUCUGUCAAAGCCGAGGAGGCAAUGCUUGAGAGCUUGUGUUGGAUGAGCUCCCGAGAACAACACGAUUGCAAUAUAUACCCAAUUUAUAUAUUCCUCUAAUCUUUCCUUGCUGUAUCUCUCUAUUCGUGAUCUUUAUAUUUUGCUUAUUGGGCCUGGGCUUGGACUUCUUAAAGAAAAAAAAUAAAUUUUCUUUGGGCAUGGGCUUGUCGGGCUUCGGCUUGUGUUGGUUUAUUGGACUUUGGACCAGUCCAAAAUCUUCAAAAAUUCAAAUCAAUUUGGAUCAGCCUGUCAAAAGGUUUGAUUAAAUUUGAACACGUGGCAGUUAGAUGGUUAAAACCCUAACGGGUAUCGGUUUGGCAGUUAGGGCUUCACCUAUAACGUUUGGCGGUUUGGGCUUCACCUAUGACGACACUAAAAUGAUACCAAUUAAAAAAAAAAAAAAAAAAAAAAAAAA